AGUUGGGGGAAGGCAGCAGCACCCCGGGGGGCGGAUGGUGCAUCACAGAAGCUUUCCAUUAUAUAUAGCCUUGUGUCUGUGUUGGGGGGCUGGGAGUGUGUGUGUGCGUGUGUGUUUGUGUGCGUGUCCUGGGACUGGGAGCCUGUAUUGUAAUCCUCCUCACUCUUCACUGUCUAUACACAAAUAAUGAUAAUGAUGAUGAUGCUGAUGAUGAUGUUGGUGGCUGCCCCUGAAUUUUUCUGCGGAUUCACAACUUUUCUGUGACUGCCCUUUUCUCCUUUACCGAUUGAGUUUGAGCUCUUCUCAUUUGCAGUCAUGCAGUCAUGAAUUUGGCGUGAAAAACUUUUAAAGUGGGGGGUUUUUUUGGGGGUUUGUUGAUAGCUAAAGAUUACCCAUUUAGCUUUGCGGUCUGUCAGUUUAUACCUCUUGGAAACAAAAGUCAAAUUAAUUGUUGGGAAAAGGAAAGAAAAUCACGGCCAGCCCACGACGUCCGACGAACCUACCUAGUAAAAUGGGUGUUUUUUAAAUGGCUCUUAUUUGACGGGAUUUUAAUUUUUGUUUUCUUUUUGUUCUUUGUCUUUCUUUUUGUUAAUUGAUUGCAGUGGUUUGUUGCGGGGUAUCAUUGAUUUUUCAUUGGCUUCGUCUUCACCAUAAGGAGUAAUUUACAGGAAGCUGACUUUAUAGGCCUGAGAAUUGAAAUCUUGAUAGGCUGUUCUCUAGUUUGCUGACAUGGGUGAGAGCAGUGAUAUUGGUGGUAGCAGAGAAAUGCAUUCUUCUAUUUCAGCUUAUGGAAAAGGAAGUAAGAACAAGAGGAAGUAUUUGGCAGAGUUUCCUCUGGACAUGAUUGAUGUAUCAGCCCUGUCGUUGACUGAGUUCCCAAGAUAUGAGUUAUUGGAGGAAAAACUUCGCAAUACCCAAAUUGAGCUUGCUCCAGUGGAGGCAAGGUCUGAUAAUCCUUGUCAAGAACAUGAAGUGGAAGAACCUGACCAGGACGAAUGGGAUGAUCCUGUUGUUUGUCAGCUUCAGGAACUUUUAUCAAGUAACCUGCUUGAGACUUUCCGCAGUGCAAUUAAGAAGGUAGUUGAAAGUGGAUACAGUAGUGAAGUUGCUGAGCAGCUUAUUUUGAGGAGUGGCCUUUACCAUGGUACUAAGGAUGUUGUGUCAAAUGCUGUGGAUGGUGCUUUGGCACUUGUGAGUAGAGAAAAGGAACUAGAAACUUCAAGGCAUCAUGUUUUUGAGGAUUUAGACAGCCUGGUGAACUAUACAAUACUUGAGAUGAUAGCAGUGGUUAGGGAAGUUAGACCAUGUUUAACUGUGGGUGAAGCAAUGUGGUGGCUCUUGAUUUGUGAUCUGAAUCUAUUACACGCAUGUAUAGUGGAUAGAGAUCACUUGAGUAGCUUUUGCAUCCCAGAAUAUUCUGGAGAAAGCCCAUGUGAUUCAACAGUUUCUCCAUUGACACCAGAGGCUGCUGAAACAAGUGAUCAAAACCUCAACAAGUCAUGUACUUCGAAACUGUCAGCUCCAAGAACAAAAAAUUCUCAUUCUGAGAUGCCUGCAAUUGCUGCAGUCAGUCAGUUGCCCAACUUAAAGAAUUCCCAUGUUCAUGAUGUUGCAAUCACUGGGAAAGAAGGUUUAGUUCCUCCUGGAGAAACACGGGGGAAAUCCUUGAGCACUGGUCGGGAGCAUGCCCCUACUGUAACUCAAGCUGUUGUAGAAGAAAAAGCUGUGCUUAGUCGAAAGGGUUCAGCAGGUAGUUCCAAGAGAGACAUGCUUCGACAAAAAACAUUUCAUUUUGAGAAAAGUUACAAAGGCCGUAUGUCUAAGGGUGCUUUCAAAGCAAAGCUGACUACCUGGGGUAGCAUGGUGUUGGACAAGUCACUGAAGUCACCGUCUGGCUCUUCUGGUGUGGUAAUGAAGAGUACUUAUUCAAAAAUAACUACUUCAAUUGGAGCUAAUGGUCCUCUUCCUGAUGGCAAUUGUAAUAUCUCUAGUAACUCCACAUCUGUUCACCAAGGGACAGAUGCACCUAGUGUGUUGUCUGUGGCAGACACAGUUUUCGCAUUACCUGCAGUAAACAAGAACAAUCCUACAUCUUCAACGCUUGACCACAAGCCUGCUGCAAAAGCCAAAACUAAUCAUACUAACUCCUCUGAAGUUCCUGAUUAUUAUGCUGGAAUUCCAUAUGAUGAGUCUCUGGGAAAGUAUGUUCCCCAAGAUGACAAGGAGGAAACAAUAGUGAAUCUAGCUUCCCACAUGAAAGCACUGCAGAAAGAAAUUGAAGUCUGGAAGGAUUGGGCAAAUGAGAAGGUGAUGCAGGCUACUCGGAGGCUUAGCAAGGAUCAGGUGGAGCUGAAAAUGUUGAGGCAAGAGAAAGAAGAGGCUGAUAGAUUCAAAAAGGAGAUGCCAGCUCUGGAGGAAGGUUCCAUGAAGAGGCUCUCUGAGAUGGAGUAUGCAAUUUCUAAUGCUGCAGCUCAGAUUGACACUGCUAAUUUGAGUAUUCACAGGCUUGAAAAUGAGAAUAAUGUGCUGAAAAGUCAAGCAGAGGCUGCUAGAUUCCAGGCAUUAAAGGCCAGUACAAAUUUUACUAAGGCGGUGAAGAAAGAGCAGGAGGCACUGAAGGGGCUGCAAUUGGCAGACACGGAGAAGAUUGCUUUGCAGGAGGAGUUAGCAACUCUGAAGCACCAUUUGGCAGAUUUGCAACACCAAUUAGAAAAGGCAAAAACUCGCAAAAACCAGUUUGAGGGAAUGGUGGGGAGGGUGAAUAUCUGGUAUUCAUUCGAACAUUCUGACCAGGUUGAGAAAAACAAAUUUCAGGCCCUAUGGAAGCAGGAAGAACGAGAAAAACUAAAGUAUUAUAGACAAGCUGAGUCACUGAAGAGGGAAACUGAACAACAGAAAGCUCGGACAAAAGCAGAGGAGGACAACCUGCGAGAGACAGAUGAAAGAAAUUUACAAAAUUGCAUGGAAAAUGUUAAGAAGCUUGAGAAAGAAAUUUCUGAGUUGAGAUUAGAGUCUGAAUCUUCAAAAAUAGCAGCACUUCUUAGGGGAGUUGAUAUUGGCUAUGGUAGUGGCUUAAUGGGUAGCAAAGUUGCCUCUGCUUGUCAGGGUUUUCAGGUGCCCAAAAUUAACAAGAGGUUGGCAGUCUUCCAGGACAAUUUUGGGGCAGGGGCAGGAAGUGUAAGGCCUGAAAGGGAGUGCGUUAUGUGUUUGACAGAAGAGAUGUCCGUGGUAUUCCUACCAUGUUCACAUCAGGUUCUUUGUGCAGAAUGUAAUGUCCUCCAUGAAAAGCAAGGCAUGAAGGAUUGCCCUUCAUGCAGGACGGCAAUCCAGCAGCGAAUCCCGGUGCGAUACCUCAGUGCUCAGCAUCCUUAAUAUUUUACCAGGAGAAUGGAGUAGAUUGUUCCUAGUAGGUAAUCGCUCAGCAUUUGCCAUGCUGACAUUUAUGCCUCUUUGGCCUUUUGGUUGGUGGUGGAAACAAAGUACAAGAGAAUACGUAACAAAACUAAGAAACUGAAAAGAAAGGUGUUAAUAGUUGGUGCUGCCUUGUCAGGCUUAGAUGCAACUUUUUGAAACAUUUACUUAUUGUGCAUCCAUCUCAAUCAUUAUAGUGCUCGUUGCCUGUUCAAGUCUCAAA
Molecule: messenger RNA, 3634 nt
Organism: Coffea arabica (coffee)
Lineage: Eukaryota; Viridiplantae; Streptophyta; Magnoliopsida; Gentianales; Rubiaceae
Product: putative E3 ubiquitin-protein ligase RF298
Source: RefSeq, a predicted model, not a curated record